Molecule: messenger RNA, 615 nt
Organism: Linnemannia hyalina
Lineage: Eukaryota; Fungi; Mortierellomycota; Mortierellomycetes; Mortierellales; Mortierellaceae
Source: the annotation of a GenBank genome assembly
AUGAACCCCGAAUACGAUUACCUCUUCAAGCUCCUCCUCAUCGGCGACAGUGGUGUCGGAAAGAGUUGUUUGCUCCUCAGAUUCGCUGACGAUACCUACACUGAGAGCUAUAUCUCCACCAUCGGUGUCGACUUUAAAAUCCGCACCAUUGAGCUCGAGGGCAAGACCGUCAAGCUUCAGAUCUGGGACACUGCUGGACAGGAGCGUUUCCGCACCAUCACCUCAUCCUACUACCGCGGAGCACACGGCAUCAUUGUUGUGUACGAUGUCACAGACCAGGAUACCUUUGCCAACGUCAAGCAGUGGCUUGCUGAGAUUGACCGCUACGCCUCCGAGGGCGUCAACAAGUUGUUGGUCGGAAACAAGAGCGAUUUGACCAAUAAGAAGGUCGUCGAGUACACCGUUGCCAAGGAAUUCGCUGAUCAACUCACCAUUCCCUUCUUGGAGACCUCGGCCAAGAGUGCCACCAACGUCGAGCAGGCUUUCAUGACCAUGGCCAAGCAGAUCAAGGACCGCAUGGGAGCUGCCACCGUCAGCCCUGCUGGCGCCAGCAAGAACAUUAAGGUCGGAUCUGGACAGCAGUUGCCAGCACAGUCUGGCAGUGGCUGCUGCUAA